Molecule: messenger RNA, 617 nt
Organism: Ipomoea triloba (trilobed morning glory)
Lineage: Eukaryota; Viridiplantae; Streptophyta; Magnoliopsida; Solanales; Convolvulaceae
Product: 60S ribosomal protein L27-3
Exons: 1
Coding region: 62-469 (135 amino acids)
Biological process (GO): translation
Cellular component (GO): ribosome; cytosolic large ribosomal subunit
Molecular function (GO): structural constituent of ribosome
Source: RefSeq, a predicted model, not a curated record
CCUCAACCCUAGGGUUUCAUUUUCGUCUCGCAGCAGUAAGCAGCGGCGGCUAGCGUCGAAAAUGGUGAAAUUUCUCAAGCCUAACAAGGCCGUUAUUCUCCUUCAGGGCCGCUACGCCGGCAAGAAGGCGGUCAUCGUGAAGUCCUUCGACGACGGCACUCGCGACCGCCCCUACGGCCACUGCCUGGUCGCCGGGAUCGCCAAGUACCCGAGCAAGGUGAUCCGCAAGGACUCCGCCAAGAAGCAAGCGAAGAAGUCUCGCGUGAGGACUUUCGUCAAGCUCGUUAACUACAACCACAUUAUGCCGACGCGCUACACCCUGGACGUCGACCUGAAAGACGCCGUCACCGCCGACUGCCUUCAGUCGCGGGACAAGAGAGUCUCUGCCGCGAAGGAGGCGAAAGCUCGGCUCGAAGAUCGGUUCAAAACUGGGAAGAACAGGUGGUUCUUUUCCAAACUCAGGUUCUGAGUAGAUCAAUACAUAAAUACUCUCAGCCUUUGAGCUUUUUGUUUGUUUCUCUUAGUAAUUUUUACAACUGGAUUUUGUUUACUUGAAGAUGUUAUCCUUAUUAUAUGUGACAAUCGAGUUUUUUAUAUAUCUCCUUUCUCUUUAAUUA